CAAACCAUGGCUUCCUUCACCAGCAAAUACGCCGAUGAGCUAAUCGCUAACGCUGCCUACAUCGGCACACCCGGAAAAGGCAUCCUCGCAGCAGACGAAUCAACCGGCACAAUCGGGAAACGUCUCUCAAGCAUCAACGUAGAGAACAUCGAAUCCAACAGACGCGCCCUCCGUGAGCUUCUCUUCACUACACCCGGCGCACUCCCUUGCCUCAGUGGUGUCAUCCUCUUCGAAGAAACUCUCUACCAAAAAAGCUCCAACGGGACACCUUUUGUGGAUAUUCUAAAGGAAGGUGGAGUCUUACCUGGUAUCAAAGUCGACAAAGGAACCGUUGAGCUACCUGGAACCAACGGUGAGACCACCACACAGGGUCUAGACGGUCUCGGUGAGCGUUGCAAGAAGUACUACGAAGCUGGUGCUCGUUUCGCAAAGUGGCGUGCGGUUCUCAAGAUUGGUAAGAACGAGCCGUCUGAGUUAGCUAUCCAUGAGAACGCUUAUGGAUUAGCUAGAUACGCUGCUAUUUGUCAAGAGAACGGUCUUGUCCCCAUCGUGGAGCCUGAGAUUCUCGUUGACGGGUCUCACGAUAUUCAAAAGUGUGCGGAAGUGACAGAGCGUGUUCUCGCGGCUUGUUACAAGGCCUUGAGUGAUCAUGGUGUUAUGCUUGAAGGAACGCUUUUGAAACCGAACAUGGUGACUCCAGGUUCGGAGAGUGGUAAGGUUGGACCAGAGGUUGUGGCGGAGUUUACUGUUAGGGCGUUGCAGAGGACGGUGCCUGCUGCGGUUCCGGCUGUGGUGUUCUUGUCGGGAGGACAGAGUGAGGAAGAGGCGACGAGGAACUUGAAUGCGAUGAAUCAGAUGAAGACGAAGAAGCCUUGGUCUUUGUCGUUUUCGUUUGGCAGGGCGUUGCAGCAGAGUACGUUGAAGACUUGGGGAGGGAAAGAGGGGAAUGUGAAGAAGGCGCAGGAGGCGUUUUUGGUUAGGUGUAAGGCUAACUCUGAGGCUACGCUUGGUGCUUAUAAAGGUGAUGCGAAGCUUGGUGAUGGUGCAGCGGAGAGUCUUCAUGUUAAGGACUACAAGUACUGA
Molecule: messenger RNA, 1083 nt
Organism: Eruca vesicaria subsp. sativa (arugula)
Lineage: Eukaryota; Viridiplantae; Streptophyta; Magnoliopsida; Brassicales; Brassicaceae
Source: the annotation of a GenBank genome assembly